Molecule: messenger RNA, 1418 nt
Organism: Plodia interpunctella (Indianmeal moth)
Lineage: Eukaryota; Metazoa; Arthropoda; Insecta; Lepidoptera; Pyralidae
Exons: 4
Coding region: 169-822 (217 amino acids)
Biological process (GO): methylation
Molecular function (GO): protein-lysine N-methyltransferase activity; nucleic acid binding
Source: RefSeq, a predicted model, not a curated record
AAUUAUUUGACAAUUAUUUGUCAAAUAUUUCGCUGAAUUUUCAUGUAGAUUAACGAAAUUGUGAGAAUUGAAGCUAUUUUAAUAUAUAUAUAAUUAUACAAACUCACCAGUUAUCUUUCACACAUCUCCGGGGACAUAUUUCGCGUGAUUUCACAUACUAUUAGGAACAUGGAGGAGGAGGACGAUGUCCCGACCCUCUCAGCAGAGACGUUCGCAGCCCUGCAGGAGUUCUACGCUGAGCAGCAGAGGCGACAGGAGAUACUAACCAAACUAGAAGAGAAUGACAAGCUCAAGGAAAACAUACUGUUUGAUGAGAAUUGGCAACUGAGCCAGUUUUGGUAUCAUGAAGCCACAGUGCAAUCGCUCGUGAAGGUCAUAGACAAGAUGGUGGCGGACGGCGGGCGUGUGGCGCUGGUCUCCUGCCCCACGCUGUUCGUGCCCGUCAAGAGGCAGCUCGGAGCCCGAGCUACAGUGUCACUGCUAGAAUACGACAGGCGAUUCGAAGUCCACGGGCCAGACUUUAUUUUCUACGACUACAAUACACCAGAGAAACUCCCACCAGAAGCGCUGCACUCUUACGACUUAGUCGUGGCUGACCCUCCGUUCCUCUCCGAAGAAUGCAUUACAAAAACCUCGGAGACGAUAAAAUUGCUAGCUAAGGACAAAAUCGUGGUGUGCACGGGAACUGUGAUGAGGGAAAAUGUGGAAAAACUUUUAGCAUUAAAGAUUUGUGAAUUCCAGCCGCAUCAUAGGAAUAAUUUGGCGAAUGAGUUUUCAUGUUAUGCCAAUUUCGAUUUGGAUGGCAUACUUAGGUGUUCUUGAAAUAUGUAUAAGUUAUAUUUAUUAGGUUUCGUAAUGAAGUUAUACAGGAUAUGAUCCGACAGAGGUUUUUUUUAUUUUUAAAUCUGGAAAAGUUUUUACCGCGUGUUAUAAGGCGCUAUCGAACCGCACACCAGCACCACCAUUAUUUCUUUGUAAAAAAGAAAAAAAUAAUCUUGAAAAAUUAUGCCACACUAAAAGAGUUUUAUUAGAAAGUAUUUCAUUACAGAAUUGUUACUUACUGAUGACUAAACAGAAAACGGUGGCCACCAAAAUCCGUAUAGUCAAAUGUGCCUAUAUUUUUUUCUUUUAUCUAUGGUGACUACAUUGAAGCUGUGUAUUUAUAUAUAUAUAUUCCAUAUACAUUUACAUUUCACUAGGAAAUGUAAAAGAAACUGAUGAAAAUGUGAUUGUAGCGCUAGGGUGCGUUAGAUAUAGUAGCCUUAAGUUGCGCUGCAUGGCACUAUGCAGCAUUAAUUGCAGCUAAUUUGAGAUAAUUGUUGUGUUUGACUGUACAUUCUGUCUGUAUAUACUCUAGUAUUAUGGAUGUAUUCAUCAUGAAAUUAUGUUGGAAAAUAUAAAUAUUUCUAAGGUUUAAA